This is a messenger RNA of Strongylocentrotus purpuratus (purple sea urchin), 1121 nucleotides long. RefSeq names its product aldose 1-epimerase-like. The coding region runs from base 1 to 882 and encodes 293 amino acids. The transcript is spliced from 7 exons. Lineage: Eukaryota; Metazoa; Echinodermata; Echinoidea; Camarodonta; Strongylocentrotidae. The record is from RefSeq and is a predicted model, not a curated record. Gene Ontology annotation, biological process: glucose metabolic process; beta-D-galactose catabolic process via UDP-galactose, Leloir pathway. Gene Ontology annotation, molecular function: carbohydrate binding; aldose 1-epimerase activity.
AUGGGGUCCACCGACCGUAUGGCAGCUCAAGGUUAUGAGACUAACGCGCCUAGCUUUGGCGUGACGAUUGGUCGUGUAGUAAACCGAAUAGCUAAGGGUCAGUUCGCACUGGAUGGUGUUCAUUACCAGUUAGAGAUCAACGAUGGAUCAAACCAUAUCCAUGGCGGUGUCAUCAACUUUUCACAUCGGCUUUGGGAGGGGCACAUCGAGGAAACUGGUGUAUCUUUUAGCUAUACAAGUCCUGAUGGUGAGAAUGGUUAUCCAGGGGAAGUUUUCGUUACCAUCAACUACCAACUAACAGAUGAUAACAAGCUACUCAUAUCCUACGUUGCCAAGACAACCAAAGCCACACCCAUCAAUCUUACCAACCAUUCGUACUUCAACCUCGGGGGUCACGACUCGGGCAGCGUUACAGAUCAUAUUGUGGAGAUAGACGCUGAUAAGUACACACCGAUGGUAAUAGAGACAACUAUCCCAUCAGGUGAGAUAAGUUCGGUUGAUGAUACAGUGUUUGAUCUGAGAAGUCCAACCAGAAUCGGGGAUAAGAUCAACGAAGUACCAGGAUUAGGAUAUGACCAUAACUUCUGUGUGAAAUCUUCAGAAAAACCUUGCGUCAUGUAUGUAAAACACGUCACACACAAGGAAAGUGGUCGCAAGAUGGAGGUUUCUACGACCAAACCUGGUAUUCAGUUCUAUACUGCCAAUUAUCUGAAUGAUUCUACCGUGGGAAAGUGUGGCGCAAUCUAUCCUAAACACAGCGCUCUUUGUCUGGAAUCUCAGUUCUAUCCAAAUGCCGUGAACCAGCCCAACUUUCCAAGUUGCAUCUUACAGCCUGGUGACAUGUACACACAUCUGACUGCCUUUGCCUUUUCUUGGAACUAGAAUAACACCGCAUUCUGCUGCAGGUAUGAUGACUGUAUUUUGCAACAAUGCAACAUUCAUGAGGAAUAAUAACUGGUUCUGAUGUUUGCUAUGUUUACUUUCAGAAUCAAUGUGGUAUAAACAGGUCUGUUUGUGGAUAAAAUAACAGAAAGAAUUUGUGAGUGAUAGUUAUUGGAAGAGUACCAGUGUGCCAAUCAUAUAGCUGAAUAUGUAAAGAAAUAAAAUGUAGAUAUAAGAAA